AUGAGGCGGAGACCCCGCACCACCUUCCUUCUCUCCUUCUUCGCCAUCCUUCUAUUAGCUGCAUUUUCCCUUCAUCUCUCUCGCAAUGCCGUUUCAAGUUGGAGACCACACUCCGACGUUGAUAAAAGUCCCAGGAACAACAACAACAACAACAUCGUCAACGACUUCAACCGUAUAAAACGGCGCGUAUCCUCCAUCGACUCCAAGGACUCCAUACCCAGCGUUUCCGUUCUGCUACCUGAUUGGGAGAUUCUCGUUAUUGUCUCACCAAACACGACCUUAUCUUCCGAUGAACAACACCAUUGUUUUUUUCACAACAAUGCCAAGUCUCCGGCGAAGUACUCCGGGGUCUUGCCCUUCACCAACCGGACCACGUUCAAGUGUGACAUGCCGGAAUCAGUUCGGCGCCGUCGCAUUUUCCAGCAGCCCGUGUUGGUGACGUCGGAAAAUGAAUCCACGGAUCCUUCGCCGGCGCCGGAACUCAUGAGGUGGAACUUUCUGGUGUACGAGUCUUUCUCCACGGAGGACGACGUCGUUUUGUUCGCGAAAGGGGUGAACCAUCGCCAGGGGUAUGACAGGUCCCCUAAGGAGCUCCGCUGCUUGUUCGACUUGGGAGACGGCGUUCGCAUCCGUAAAGCCGUCACGAGCUCCGUGCAAGAGGUUUUCCGAUGCCCACACCCGGAUCCGUCUGAAUCGGGUUCGGAUUCUGUUUACGGAAUCUCCCUCGAGAUAAUUGGGGAAAACCUCGUAGUCCCAUCCGUGGCGUAUUACAUUCCCAGGCCCAUGACAAAGCCCAAGCCCAAGACCAAUUCUAUAGCCUUGGUGUCAGAGGCCCAGUCCAAACAUUUCUUGUGUGCUUGCACUAUGGUUUACAAUGUGGCAAAAUACUUGAGAGAAUGGGUUAUGUACCAUUCGAAGGUAGGUGUGGAAAAUUUCGUAUUGUACGAUAAUGGCAGCGAUGAUGAUUUGGAGGGCGUGAUCAAGGAGCUACGUGCAGAGGGUUACAACAUCAGCACUUUGUUGUGGAUUUGGCCUAAGACCCAGGAAGCUGGUUUCUCUCACAGUGUUCUAUACUCCAACUCCAAGGGAUUAUGCACGUGGAUGAUGUACGUUGACGUUGACGAAUUCGUAUUUUCACCAUCUUGGGGAGACGGGAAUUUACGUGAUAAAAAACACGAGUUUCCUUCGUUGAAACCCAUGUUGACACAACAGGAAAGUCAAUUGCAACGAGGAAAAGAGAGUACUAGGAUCGGACAAGUGUCGAUCAGGUGCUUGGAAUUCGGGCCGUCGGGUCAGCGGCAGCACCCGGUGGAAGGAGUGACGCAAGGGUACACGUGUCGGAGGAGGGUGGAGCAGAGGCACAAGUCGAUAGUGUUGGUGGAUGGGGUGGACCCAAGUUUGUGGAAUGUGAUACAUCAUUUUAAGGUGAAUGAGAAGGAGGGGUUCAGGUCGAAGCAGUUAAACAUGGAGGAGGGGUUGGUGAAUCACUACAAGUACCAAGCAUGGGAUGAGUUCAAGGGCAAGUUCCGAAGGAGGGUGUCUGCGUAUGUUGUGGAUUGGACGCAGUCUGUGAACCCAAAAUCUAAUGAUAGGACACCUGGGUUAGGAUUCGAGGCAAUAGAACCCAAAGAUUGGACACAAAGAUUCUGUGAGGUUAGAGAUCAAAGGUUGAAGUCAUUGACCCGAGCAUGGUUCGGAUCCAACGGCCACAGAAUGGCUUGGCAAACCAGCUGA
Gastrolobium bilobum is the source of this 1734-nucleotide messenger RNA. Its product is annotated as glycosyltransferase family 92 protein RCOM_0530710. The coding region runs from base 1 to 1734 and encodes 577 amino acids. The transcript has 2 exons. Lineage: Eukaryota; Viridiplantae; Streptophyta; Magnoliopsida; Fabales; Fabaceae. The record is from RefSeq and is a predicted model, not a curated record.